Molecule: messenger RNA, 1750 nt
Organism: Penicillium pulvis
Lineage: Eukaryota; Fungi; Ascomycota; Eurotiomycetes; Eurotiales; Aspergillaceae
Gene: exg1
Product: glucan 1,3-beta-glucosidase
Exons: 3
Coding region: 470-1750 (426 amino acids)
Biological process (GO): glucan catabolic process
Cellular component (GO): extracellular region; cell surface
Molecular function (GO): glucan exo-1,3-beta-glucosidase activity
Source: RefSeq, a predicted model, not a curated record
AUCCAACUCUGUGAGGAUGAACACACCUGUCAGAUUUUAAAUCCCCACCAGAAGAGCUAAUAAGUGACCGGAGUGAGCUAGACUGCUGUCACCCAAGCCCAGUUUGAAGGCCAUUGUCCCAUUUAUCAACCCCAGACCCCGCAAUCCUGGGACCCGCUGUUGUCUGUUUUCGGCCAGACCAAACCUAUACCGGAAGCUGUCAAAGACCUGGAAAACGUUAACAAUUGCUGCGUCAAGAAAAGAUCUACAAACAAACACUCGAAGGUGCGUCGUGUGCCUUAUCCAAAGCCCUCAAAAUUUCCGUUCCCAGGCUGUCGGGCUGCAUCCGGUCACCACCAAGCACAAAUAUCGACAUGGAAUUUACUUAUAGCAGCCGAUCUCCAUGCCCUUUGACACAUUUCUCAUUUCAUUUCAUUCCUGAAGCCCAGCCACCUGGAUUCUAGAUUAACUUUAUUAAAGGAACUUCAGAAUGUCUGUAUCAAAGAAGACCCUCGUGCUGGCCUUUUUGGCUGCACUGGGCGAAGCCUCUAAACUCGGCCACGCCACCAGGAUGAGCCAGGCCGCUAUGGAAGUGAGCCCUCUCUUUGGCUACGGUACCGAUACAAAGGUCCGUGGUGUCAAUCUCGGUGGUUGGUUGGUUUUGGAGCCUUGGAUUACUCCUUCAAUCUUUGAUCAAGUCGGAGACGCUGCCGUCGAUGAGUGGUCUCUCUGCACCGUCCUCGGUACGGAACAGUGCCGCACUCUUCUGUCGCAGCACUGGAGCACCUUCAUCACCCAGGAUGAUUUCAAUCAGAUCGCAGCCACGGGUAUGAACCAUGUUCGAAUUCCAGUCGGCUACUGGGCUUUGGAGCACUUGGAUGGCGACCCAUACGCCGAUGGCCAGCUGGAGUACCUUGACCUUGCCGUCACCUGGGCUCGUGCUGCCGGUAUCAAGAUCAUGGUUGAUCUUCACGGCGCCCCUGGAUCCCAGAAUGGAUUUGAUAACAGUGGCAAGCGAGGCUCUAUUGGAUGGCAACAAACCCCCAACAAUGUGGUCAACACUAAGUCUGCUCUGCAAGCGCUGGCUAAGCGGUACCAAGGUGAUACCGAUGUCGUCACCGCCAUCGAGGCUCUUAAUGAGCCCAGCAUCCCCGGUGGCGUCAACGAGGAUGGCCUGAAGCAAUACUACUAUGACUCAUGGGGUGUUGUCCGUGAGUCUAGCCAAGAUACCACUGUGGUUCUUCACGAUGGAUUCAUGCCUACCGAAUCCUGGAACGGAUUCAUGAGCGUGGACACUGGUGUCUGGUAUGUCAUGAUGGAUACUCACCACUACGAGGUCUUUGAUGAAAGCCUGCUUGCCAUGGACGCCAAGAGCCACGCCAAUAACGUCUGCAACUUCGUCGACCAGCACGUCUUGCACUCUGACAAGUGGACCAUCGUUGGUGAAUGGACUGGAGCCAUGACUGAUUGUGCUAAGUACCUGAAUGGCAAGGGUGUUGGUGCCCGCUAUGACGGAUCCUACCAGGGCAGCAGCAUGAACGGUAGCUGUGCUGGCAAGUCUACUGGAACCGUGGCAGCUCUCCCCCAGGCUGAUCGUGACAACCUGCGCCAGUUUAUUGAGGCCCAGCUUGAGGCCUUUGAGAAAGGAGACGGCUGGAUUUACUGGACCUGGAAGACUGAGGGUGCCCCCGAGUGGGACAUGCAGCAACAGAUUGCAGGAGGAGUCUUCCCCAACCCUGUCACCAGCCGCCAGUUCCCUAGCCAGUGUUAG